AUGGAUAAAGAUCGUAAUAAUUAUUGGCAUAUGCGCACACCUUACGAUACAUCUGUCGUGAUAAGAAGCUACCAUGAAGAACUCUCAUUGGGCAAUCUCUUUCAAUUCUAUGCCAACACAUUGGUGGGUGCUAACAUUGCUGGAGCUCUUGUCCAUUCGAUGGAUGUUAAUCCGCUGCGUCUGUUGGCCAAAGUUACAGACAUGUCGUUGCAUCAAAUGUCUCCUGAACCGUCAGCAAAGUCUCUUUAUGCUGGCAUCUCCACGGUGCUGUUACGUGGUUUCCUAUUCAACUCGCUGCGCGUCACGCUCUACGAUGUGUUUCGCCGCCAAUUCUUCUACAUGGAUGCGAUCAACGAGGAGAUGAUCAGCAUUCCAGGUGCACUCGUGAGCGGCAGUAUUGCUGGUUGCAUUGCUCAGGCACUUUAUCAUCCCUUGGAGCACUUACAUCGUGAAGCAUUCAGUUGGACGAGAGCCAUCAAAACCAUACAAAGCAAAUCGCUGUGGCACGCAAUGCCACUGAGUUGCACGCAAGCCUGCCUCUUGACUUUGGGCGAUGUGGCGGCCUACGAUCUUAGCAAGCAAGUGCUAAGGAAGCAACUGCAGCUACCGGAGAAUCUAACGCUUCAUUUACCCGCCGCCUUGUUCGCCGGACUGGCAGCCAGUUUGCUCAGCCAUCCAGUCGAGGUGAUGCGCUUGCAUCUCUUGCAACAACCGUUGAAUGAGCGUGGCAAGAGAAGCGUCGAGUAUCUGCUCAAGUUUAUGCAGGAAGAAGGUUCUUCGAAACUGUUCAAAGGACUCUUGCCAGCCUGCCUCAGAUCGAGCUCUUGGUCUGUGAUAUUUUGGCUGUGCGUGGAGCAGCUACGUGAAUGGGAGGGUCAAAGGGGUUUCUAA
Molecule: messenger RNA, 891 nt
Organism: Drosophila nasuta
Lineage: Eukaryota; Metazoa; Arthropoda; Insecta; Diptera; Drosophilidae
Product: mitochondrial uncoupling protein 4C-like
Exons: 1
Coding region: 1-891 (296 amino acids)
Source: RefSeq, a predicted model, not a curated record